Colletotrichum gloeosporioides is the source of this 837-nucleotide messenger RNA. Its product is annotated as Peroxygenase. The transcript has 4 exons. The record is from RefSeq and is a predicted model, not a curated record. The coding region runs from base 1 to 837 and encodes 278 amino acids. Gene Ontology annotation, molecular function: monooxygenase activity; calcium ion binding. Lineage: Eukaryota; Fungi; Ascomycota; Sordariomycetes; Glomerellales; Glomerellaceae.
AUGGCUACAGAAGGGCAAACGUACACCAAUAUGAAGAAGGCCUCCAACAUGCUCGGGGAGCCGGUUAUCUCGUCCAUCUCAGAGGUCCCAAUUACCACGCAGCGGAAACCGUUCCUGCAGCCCGAGGAUGACCAGAGACUUUCCCACACUGGUAGAUCAUUCUCCCUAGGUAGCGUUAGUAGAAAAGUGGAGUUAACCAUCGCCAAAGGCACUGCUCGGGCCAACAUGGCUGCGACGCACGAUCGUCCGAACGGCACGACGGAGUAUGAUUGGAACAAAAUUCAUCGUCAUCAAACUGUAUUGCAACAACACUGCGAGUUCUUCGACCGUGACCAAGAUGGUGUCAUCUGGCCACUCGACACCUUUAUUGGAUUUUACAAGCUCGGUUUUGGACUCAUUCUCUCAACAAUCUCGGUUUUCAUCAUUCACGGCAAUUUCUCCUAUCCCACGGUGCGCGGGUACUUACCCGAUCCCUUCUUCCGCAUCUUCAUCGACAACAUCCACAAGGAUAAGCACGGAAGUGACAGCGGCGCGUACGACACUGAGGGCCGGUUUAGCUCUCAAAAGUUUGAAGACAUAUUUGCCAAGUAUGCCGAGGGCAGGGACUACAUGACGAUUGGUGACAUUUUUGCCAUGCUCAAGGGCAACCGGGUAAUCGCCGACCCUGUUGGCUGGGGAGGAGCAUUUUUUGAAUGGAUUGCCACUUAUAUAAUGCUUUGGCCUGCCGAUGGCCGGAUCUGGAAGGAAGAUAUCCGUGGCAUUUAUGACGGCAGCCUCUUCUACACUAUUGCUGCCAGAAGAUCCCAAAAGAAGGACGUCCAAUCUAAGCACAAUUAG